Messenger RNA from Drepanopeziza brunnea f. sp. 'multigermtubi' MB_m1, 3693 nucleotides. RefSeq lists its product as uncharacterized. Gene Ontology annotation, molecular function: ATP binding; metal ion binding; ATP hydrolysis activity. Gene Ontology annotation, cellular component: membrane. NCBI's taxonomy places the organism in Eukaryota, Fungi, Ascomycota, Leotiomycetes, Helotiales, Drepanopezizaceae. Gene Ontology annotation, biological process: monoatomic cation transport. The record is from RefSeq and is a predicted model, not a curated record.
AUGAGCGGCAAAUCUAUUGCUGUUGCUUCUUGCAAGUACUGCCCACCAGUUUCCCCCGAGGAAGAUGGGCAGCAAAAGUUUGCCUGUUGUGAUACUGCAUGCAUUGAUAUCGCCGCGGAGAGGGAGUGCGAUGCAGACGGAGAUGAUUCCAGCAAAGAUGAAGAUGCAAAGGAAUCGUCCAACUGUGCAAGUGCCUGCUGCUCUGGCAAAGCCACGGCUCCGAAGCCAAAGAAGACCACGCGCAAUGAGAGACUCAAGGCGGCACGAGAGCGUUAUGCUGCAACUCUUGACGCUGUUGGUUGUAUCUGCAGAGCUCUCCUCGCGCGGAACCUCGAAACUUGUUGCUCCCCAGACACCAAGCGCACACUGAGAGCAGUCAACGCAGCAGUCUCUCCUCGAGCCAGCCUUUCUUCCCACAGUUUGCGAGCUGCUAAAACCUCGGGGUGCUGCUCUAACAAGGAGCCAGAUAGCUGCACCAAGAAGAAGAAGAAAACAGACACAACUGACAAGAAUGCCAUGGUUGUGAACAAGCCAAGUUGCGGUGAAGGCAGAGCCGAUAGCUGCUGUGGCAGUAGUCCAGACACCCAAGUACUCGUCAUUGAGAAAGGAUCGGACUCAAACAAAGCCAGUUGCUGUUCUAGCAAUGCCCCAAGCAAGGCAGGCUGCUGCAGUGGCAAAGACUCGGGAAAUGAUGGAAUUGAUUCCACCCCCCGGGCUCCCCCAGUGCAGGAAAGCUGUGCCACCAAAUCAUGCUGCAGCAAGAAGCCAGAUAUGCCUGUUCCUAAAGAAAAAUGCUCCUCCAAGACUGCCUGUAGCAAAGGGCCUGUCAGUGCACCUGCUAAAACGGGGUGUGCCAAAUCAUGCUGUGGUCCAUCGACUAAUGCUUCCAUUGCCAAGAAGACGCCGCUCGGAAAGCAAUGUUCGGCAACUGCCGUCAAAGUCCUUCCAACGAUGGAUGCAAACUCUACGCAAAGCUCCUCUGGCGGUACCAAGUCGGGUUGCAGUAGCAAGUCCGGGGCUGAUACUGCCAAAAAGGUGUCUACAGAUGAUUGCUGCAGUAGCCAAAAACCCCUCUACUUUUCUCCUUUUGAUGAUGACUGCGCCGAGUCUUGCUGCGACAAAGACGAUACCAAAACAAUAAUUGCAGGUUGCAAGUCAACUGGAAGUUCGUCAGAUGGCUGCUGCGGCACACUUAGCACUACAAACGAGCCCUUGAAGCCUCGUAAUUCUCAUGAACAGAGCAUGCGAGACAUUGAGAGAGCGGAUUUUGCUACCGAGCACAUUGUCCUCAGUGUCGAGGGCAUGACAUGUGUUGGCUGUGAAAACAAGCUGUUCAGGUCACUCUCUAUUAUUCCUGGUGUACAAAACCUGCAAACCUCACUGGUGAUGGCUCGUGCGGAAUUUGACCUCGACGCCAAAGCCUCCGUCGACGAGCUUAUCAAGGAAGUUGCAAAGACAACGGAGUUUGCCUGUCAUAGGCUUAGCACCAAGGGACAGAGCAUAGAUAUCAUCGUCCCAGGUGAUGCUAGAGACUUUGUUAAACAGAAGAUGCCGUAUGGUGUGGAAAAUAUGACCACAAUUGACGACGAUACAGUUCGCUUAGGCUACGAUGCGAAACUCAUUGGAGCUCGUGAGCUUCUCCAAAGAGGCUUCGACAGGGAAAUAACACUUGCCCCUGCUCGUCCCUACGCCGAGCUCGAAUCUGGAAGUAAGCAUGUCAAGGAAACAUUUCUUAUGACUUUGCUCUCGACUGUUCUCACCAUCCCAGUUUUGGUACUUGCCUGGGCACCACUCAAGCCUCGCAAAACGUUGUACGGGUCGAUCUCACUGGUAUUGGCCACAAUAGUUCAGUCUGUCGUCGCUGGGCCGUUCUAUACAAGUGCCUUAAAAGCUCUGAUUUUCACCAGAGUCAUCGAGAUGGACUUAUUGAUCGUCUUGAGCACCACGGCGGCAUACACUUUCUCUGUUGUCGCCUUCGCAUACCAAGUUAGCGGCAAUCCGCUGUCAACUGAAGAGUUUUUCCAGACAAGCACUCUACUGGUCACUCUGAUCAUGGUCGGGCGUCUCGCAAGCGCCUUCUCUAGACACAAGGCUGUUGAAUCAAUUUCAGUGAGGUCGUUGCAGACCCAAACAGCACUCCUAGUCGACGACGAUAACCCUGGGGGCUACGAGAUUGAUGCCCGUGUUCUACAAUAUGGCGAUAUUCUCAAAAUCUUGCCAGAUUCUCGCAUCCCAACAGACGGUACUGUUAUCUCUGGCGAGAGCGAGGUAGAUGAAUCCCAUAUCACAGGAGAGGCUGUUCUCGUCGAAAAGUCAACAGGUUCUAAUAUCAUAGCGGGUUGUCUCAACGGAUCGGGUGCGCUCAUCGUCCGUUUGAGACGCCUGCCAGGAGAGAAUACAAUCAGUGAGAUUGCCGCCAUGGUCGACGAAGCCAAAUUCUCGAAGCCUAAGAUUCAAGAGCUUGCUGAUCUUGUGGCCUCGUACUUUGUGCCAGUAAUCAUCGUCCUCACGCUCAUCACAUUCAUGGUCCAGGUAGCGGUAGGCAUAGCUGUCCGUCACCACUCCGGAAGCACAGCGGUUACGGAAGCCGUCACUUAUGCCAUAUCAGUUCUCAUCGUGGCAUGCCCAUGUGCCAUUGGUCUGGCAGUUCCUAUGGUUGUUGUCAUUGCUGGUGGUGUCGGGGCUCGACAUGGGGUUCUUUUCAAAUCUGCUGAAACUAUCGAGACUGCACGCAAGGUGUCUCAUGUGGUCUUUGAUAAGACUGGCACUUUGACCGAAGGAAACCUGACUGUCGCCGCUGCGGAAUAUUUGGCUCAACCACCGACUGCAUCGGCUGCGUCACUUGUUCUUGGCCUCACCAUCAACAGCAAGCACCCAGUCUCUGCCGCUGUCGCAUCAUACCUCCUCUCUCAAGGCACCGAGCCGGCUCAUGUCGAAGGAGUAAAAUCGGUCACUGGAAGCGGCAUGGAGGGUGUUUGUGCUGACGGGAUGCUUCGGGGCGGAAAUUCCAGAUGGCUGAAUACUCAUAACGUCCCACAAGCGUCAAAACUCCUCUCCCAAGGGCGGACGGUUUUCUGCGUCUCGCUUGAUGGGAACCUACUGGUGGUUUUCGGCCUCGACGAUUCCCUCCGUCCCGAUGCCAAAUCAACUGUGGCCGAACUACAAAGUCGCGGCAUCACGGUCUCUAUCGUCAGUGGCGAUGAUGACGGUGCAGUCCAACGAAUUGGCCGAGAGCUUGGAGUUGAUCCAAAUCGUGUCAAAUCACGAUUUUCCCCUGGCGAUAAGCAGAAAUACAUAAAAGACAUCAUGGACGGUACGAAUAAAGUGGUCUUGUUCUGUGGAGAUGGCACCAAUGACGCUGUCGCUCUUGCCCAGGCCAGCAUUGGGCUUCACAUGAACAGUGGCACCGAUGUUGCAAAGAGCGCGGCGGAUGCCGUGCUUGUCAGGCCCGCGCUCGAAGGCGUGCUCGUACUGAUCGAUCUUUCCAAAGCAGCAUUCCGGCGUAUCUUCUUCAACUUUGCCUGGUCGUUCGUCUAUAAUUCUAUCUCAGUGUUAUUUGCGGCCGGUGCCUUCGUUGCUGCUCGCCUCCCACCCCAGUAUGCUGGGCUGGGUGAGAUUGUUAGUGUCUUGCCUGUCAUCCUGAUUGCUUUGCAGUUGCGAUGGUUCAAGCCGCAGUCAAGCGCAACUACUUAG